AUGUCUUGGGGAGUGAUGGCAGGGCAGUUGGGUUGGGGUGGUCUCAUUGAUGAGGGUUGGAGGAAAGGACCCUGGACUUCUGAAGAAGACAGGUUGCUUAUUGAAUAUGUAAGGCUGCAUGGUGAAGGAAGAUGGAACUCUGUAGCUAGGCUUGCAGGAUUAAAAAGGAAUGGAAAGAGCUGCAGAUUGAGGUGGGUGAAUUACUUGAGGCCAGACCUGAAGAGGGGGCAGAUAACCCCACAUGAAGAGAGCAUCAUUGUGGAGUUGCAUGCUAGGUGGGGGAACAGGUGGUCCACAAUUGCAAGAAGCUUGCCAGGAAGAACUGAUAAUGAGAUCAAGAACUACUGGAGGACCCAUUUCAAGAAGAAGGCCAAGGUCUCUCCAGAAAACCCAGACAAGGCAAAAACUCGUCUCCUGAAGAGGCAACAAUUUCAACAGCAGCAGCUGCAGCAACAACAGCAGCAGAUUCAACAUCAACAACUGCUGCAGCUAAAUCAAUUGGACAUGAAAAAGAUCAUGUCCUUACUAGAUGAAAGCGACAAUAAAGCACCAUAUACUCCUCCGAUGAGGCAGGAAAUGGCCUCUCACGCCAUAUACCCCAGCACAACCGAGGAGCAUGGCUUGCUCUAUAAUAUGUUCAAUGUCAAUGCAUCAGUGUCUGAGGCCUCGAACGAGGACAUUCUCUGGGAUGGCUUGUGGAACUUGGACGAUGUCCAUGGCAAUUUUGGUGUGGCAUGUGCAACAAGCAAAGCUAGUAUGCACAAUUUAGUGGCACCUUUUUGUUAA
This is a messenger RNA of Dovyalis caffra, 786 nucleotides long. NCBI's taxonomy places the organism in Eukaryota, Viridiplantae, Streptophyta, Magnoliopsida, Malpighiales, Salicaceae. The record is from the annotation of a GenBank genome assembly.